Monopterus albus (swamp eel) is the source of this 3591-nucleotide messenger RNA. RefSeq names its product glycogenin 1b (gene gyg1b). Gene Ontology annotation, molecular function: glycosyltransferase activity. The record is from RefSeq and is a predicted model, not a curated record. The transcript is spliced from 9 exons. Bases 1165 to 2142 code for a protein of 325 amino acids. Lineage: Eukaryota; Metazoa; Chordata; Actinopteri; Synbranchiformes; Synbranchidae.
CUUGUCACCUCUAUUCACCACACCCUGCCUGUUUGCGUACUCCAAGUUUUUGUAUCCGUCUCAAAUCUGUUCCUGCCUUAAGUUUGGUUUGUAAUUUUGUGUUUGUAUUCUUGUCUGUCAGUAGUUCCUUGGUUCGUUUCUCUGGUUGGUUUUAGUUCUUUUUACUUUGCUCCCUGACCAAUCUGUUUAGUUUAGCUUGGGUGUUUUUGUUUCAUUUCCCUGUCAAGUGGAGCCUCUGCAUUUUUUCCUUUAGUUCUUGUUCAGUAUUUUUCUGCUAGAACUAUUCCCCAGAUUAUUUUGGGUCCUUCUGUGCCUUAAGACUUCACAAGAUCAGCAGGGAAUUUAACUGCAAUGGCACACAUUUCUUAAAGUAAUGAACUUUUUAAAAACAGUAAAAAUGUGGCAAGAGACUUGAAAAUUUUGUAGGUAUUUGGCUGACUAGUGCUCAUUGUUACAUAUAAACAGUGUAGUCAAGGGAAUGGUUUUCAGUUUUUUUCCUCAGAGCCUGCUCUCUUUGAAUAAAUUAAACUGUAAGAUACAGUUGGUCCCCUUCCCCAAAGUAUUAGACAUCUCCAAAAGUAUCACUACACCAGCUGAUCUGAGAAUUAGCUCUAGAGCUCUACUGCACAUGUGCCAUACUCAAGGCCCGGAUCAUUUUAUGUGGCCCUCGAAAGCUUAAAAUGCGUAUGGUUGUGUUCAAAUAAAAGCCCAGACUAAUUGAAAGCGUACACUGACCAUAAACUACAUCUUCCACAUUGCCCGUCGAAUUCGGGACCCGCGGAGUAUUGCCAUCCCACCACUAGAUGGCAGUGUUUUACCUUCAUUUAACCAGCAACUUCCAGGUGGCGACAAAAUACCGACCGCUUUAGGAAGCGUUUUGUACCAGGUCUCUACUUUAUUACAUCGCCAGCAUCGUCUCGACAUUGUACAUAUGUUAAGGUGACACCAGCCAGUUGUUUGAAUCGUCAAGAUACGGAAUGAAGUCACUGGAAUGCAAAGCCACUUUCGUCUCAACGUAAGUUUUAGGAAAUUUAUUCUCAAAUGUAGUCUUAACAGUUGGCCUGCCCGAACCGAAGUGCUGGGGGUGUGGAGGCUCAAGUUUAAAGCAGGCUUGUUGCGUCCUCGAGUCCAGGCUACGGAGUAGCUUCGACUUCGUCUUCAGUCAUGGCUGACCAGGCUUUUGUGACGUUGGUGACCAAUGACAGCUAUGCUCGGGGAGCCAUGGUUUUGGGCAUGUCCCUGCGUAACCACAAGACAUCCAAGAAGUUGGUGAUACUGGUCACACAAGUGUCGGAGCCUUACCUGUCUGUCCUGAGAAGGAUCUAUGAUGAGGUGCGGGUGGUGGACACACUGGACAGCGGUGACACAGCACACCUGGCCAUGAUGAAGAGGCCUGAACUGGGUGUCACCCUCACUAAACUCCACUGCUGGACCCUGACACAUUACUCCAAAUGUGUUUUUAUGGAUGCAGACACAAUGGUGCUUUCAAAUAUAGAUGAGCUGUUUGAUAGAGAAGAGUUGUCAGCUGCUCCUGACCCUGGCUGGCCCGACUGCUUCAACUCUGGUGUGUUUGUUUAUCGUCCCUCUUUGAAGACUUACGGCAAACUGCUUCAGUAUUGUACCGAGCACGGCAGCUUUGAUGGAGGAGACCAAGGCAUUUUGAAUGGCUUCUUCAGUAGCUGGGCAACAGCUGACAUAUCGAAACACCUCCCCUUCAUCUACAACCUCAGCAGUAUAGCCAUCUACACUUACCUUCCAGCAUUCAAGCAAUAUGGCAGCAAUGCCAAGGUGGUCCAUUUCCUAGGGAAGACCAAGCCAUGGAGUUACACAUAUGACCCCAAAGCCAAACAGAUCAGGGGGAGUGUGCACGAGGCCACCGCACACCCCACCUUCCUCCAGGACUGGUGGACCCUGUACUCCAGUGCUGUGAUGCCCAUGCUGCAGAAGCAACAAGGAGACAAGCCUUUCCAGCCUUUCUUUGGUUGUAUGGAGGGUGAGGGCAUCUCUUCUCAUGAACAAGCCCCCGAACCCCAGUUGUCCUCACAAGAACGGAAGGAGAAAUGGGAGCAAGGUCAGGCGGACUACAUGGGAAUGGACUCAUUUGACAAUAUCAAGAGAAAGCUUGAUACUUUUCUCAAGUAAAGAAGGAACAAAGCAUGAAAUUAUGAAGUUUAAAAGAAUGUCACAAAGGUCUUUAAUGGCAAUAAUAUGAAAUGGAUUGCAUUUUUCUUACAACUUGAAAUGAGUUGUCUCUCCUACCAGUAGCACUACCCCUUCAUAAUUCAAAGACCAUGCAAUUUCAACAGGGAAUUAAGAUUUGAUUUGAUUUUUUUUUUUUAAUGAGGUAACCCCGGAAAUUUGAAGAUUUGCAAUAUAUUUUCAUCUCGGUGCUCUUUUUGUAAAAAGGAAAUGGCAACAAGAGCUGAACUGGGCCUUUUGUGUCUGUUACUGUUUAGGAUUUGCAAUCACUGAAAUGUACAUUCAUUUUUCAAUUUUUUUUUUUUUUUUUUACUAUGUAGUAUUUGCAGGCUUCUAAGCAUAGAUGUAGUGCUGCCGGAAAGCACUGGAACUACACUCCGCCACUUUCUCUUCCCAAGAGAGGGAAAAAAAUUGGCCUUCUUGCGCAAUCUGCCUGAAAUUCAUAACGUUGCAUUAUUGAGCAUUUGAAGAUCCAGUCCUCACUAAAGUUAGCUUUGCAAAAUGGAAUGCUUCAAGUCGUUAAAAUUUACGAUGGUGUGAUUGAUUCACAACAUCCCCUCAAACAAUGCAUGCUCAGAUGCGCAGUUGGUACUUGUGAGCAUUUUUGUUCAACCACGUAACGUGCUGAGACAUACACAGACUGUUUUAUCUGUGAAUGAGCAGUGGUAGGUCUGUAUGACACAAGCGGAGCACAAGAUGGCCAAACUGUCACAUACUGACCAGUCGCAAGCCCUACGCACAACUGAGUUCGCUGUUGCUGGUUGACAUGUAAACCAACAUGAAGCAGGAGGAGCUCAGUGAGCAUUCAGUACAUUUUGCAUCUAAUUUCUUGUAGCUUUAGUAUGCAUUUGAUGACUGAUCAUGAAAAAUAUUGGGGGGGACAAAUUUAUAUUUUGGGUGGAACCUGUCCCCUGUUGAUAACACCCUAGUAAUAAGAUUAUCCAUCUAUGGCUAUAACAUUCACCCUGUGACAGAGGGCUAUUAAUGCGCAUUGUUAUUCUGGCACCAGAAAAAAUGGGUUUAACAUUUGAUCGUGUGGACAGUUGCAUAGAAAGUGUUAACAUGGCCCCUGAAACAAGCCACAACUUAACUGUGCACAUGCAUGCAUGCAUCCAUGUCAUGGGUCCAGUGCUUCAUCAAAUAGCGCUACACCUCUGCUUCUGAAUGUUAACUUUGGAUAUAAAAACAUGUUUACAGCACUUAAAGCCAGUAUGGUCACAGAGCCAUACAUAUAGAUCUUCAGUGCCUUGGUGUCUUGCUCCCCCUACUGCAUCAGCUUGUGUUCUUGAUUUGCAGCUUUUCUUGUUAGCUGUACUAUGUAUUUCACCUGGAAUUAUUAAAAACUGUAAAAGGAGUUGGUGAAACUGAUACCACUGAAAUGGUUUUUGUGUG